Tribolium madens (black flour beetle) is the source of this 1537-nucleotide messenger RNA. RefSeq names its product glutamine synthetase 2 cytoplasmic-like. The coding region runs from base 149 to 1258 and encodes 369 amino acids. The record is from RefSeq and is a predicted model, not a curated record. Lineage: Eukaryota; Metazoa; Arthropoda; Insecta; Coleoptera; Tenebrionidae. Gene Ontology annotation, cellular component: cytoplasm. Gene Ontology annotation, molecular function: glutamine synthetase activity. The transcript is spliced from 5 exons.
UCAUGUUUCAAACGAAUUUAACUCGACACAGCAUGUGGAGCUGCAACAUUUUUAUUGUUGUGUGGUGUAGUGCGUUGACUCUUGUUUUAACACAAAGACAUUCAUUGAUUUGAUUCGAAAAUUUGCCCAAGUUUUAAGCUUUAAAAGUAUGCCGAACACAACCCUUGAAAAUUCGCCCAAUGCGGUGCUGAACAAGUCAGUGGCUGAAAGGUACCGCCAUUUGGCAUGUCCUGAAAAUAAGGUGAAAGCCACCUACAUAUGGAUUGAUGGGACUGGUGAAAAUGUGAGGGCGAAAACACGCACCGUCGAUUUUAUCCCAAAGAAACCCGAAGAGUUGCCGGUUUGGAACUACGAUGGGAGUUCCACCUACCAAGCCGAAGGCUCCAACUCCGACACUUAUCUCUGUCCCGUCGCCAUGUACAACGACCCCUUCAAUGGGGGCAACCACAAAUUGGUCAUGUGCGACACUUACAAGUACAACAAAAAACCCACAGAGACCAACCACCGACACACUUGUCUCCAAGCCAUGGAGGCGGCGAAAGACACCAAACCCUGGUUUGGGAUCGAACAAGAGUACACUUUACUCGAUAUGGAUAUGAGGCCUUUGGGGUGGCCCAAAAACGGGUUUCCUGGCCCCCAAGGGCCUUAUUAUUGCGGCGUGGGGGCUAACAAAGUCUACGCCCGGGAUAUAGUCGAGUCUCAUUACAGUGCUUGUCUCUAUGCUGGGAUUAACAUUGCGGGGACCAAUGCUGAGGUUAUGCCAGCUCAAUGGGAGUAUCAGGUGGGCCCCUGUGAGGGGAUUUCCAUCGGGGAUGAGUUAUGGGUCUCGAGAUAUAUUCUGCAUCGUGUCGCUGAAGAUUUUGGGGUUAUUGUCACAUUUGACCCUAAGCCCAUUGAAGGCGAUUGGAAUGGGGCUGGGGCUCAUACUAACUUCUCCACUAAAGCGAUGAGGGAAGAUGGGGGGAUUAUUGAAAUCGAGAAGGCUAUUGAUAAGCUCAGUAGAAACCACCUUAGACACAUCCAGGCCUACGACCCCAAGGGGGGAAAAGACAACGAACGUCGUCUCACCGGCCGACAUGAAACAUCCUCAAUCCAUGACUUCAGUGCAGGUGUUGCCAACCGUGGCGCGAGUAUUCGCAUUCCUCGCGGUUGUGCGGAAGAAAAGAAAGGUUAUCUUGAAGAUAGAAGACCUUCUUCUAAUUGCGACCCCUAUGCAGUAUGUGAAGCUUUGGUCCGAACAUGUAUUCUAGAUGAAUAAAUAGAAACUAAUUUUAUUUUUUUUUGUUUAAUUUUUUUUUUUCAUACGACUUGUGUGUUAUUGGAGAAGUUUUAUUCUUCAAUCUAGCAGAAACAAUGUAUUCAGUAUAUGUAAAUAUUUAACGCCAUAUCAGUAGGUUUAGUGCAUGCCACGAAAUAUUGGUUGAUGGGAAUAGAAUAUUAAGCACAUGCUAUAUCAAAAUGUAUUUUGUUACGUUGUCAAAUAGUUUAUACAAGUUAUUGUAAUUGCAAGAAUUCAAAUAUAUUUGCUAUGUUCACA